CCCCUCUUCCGCCGUCAGCACCACGGACAGCGACUAUGAGCCGGUUGCGCAGGAGGGCUCUGGUUGCGCUCUUCCUCUUCACUCUCUUCAUUUUCGGGACCAUGAUGGGGCUCAGGACGCUGAAACCCAGCGACGGCUUCUCGGACCUGGCGCCCGGAAUGGACUCGAUCGGGGAGAGAUCCGAGAAGAGGCGAGUCGAUGGGAAAAAAGACGUGGCGGUGUCGCCGGGCCAGUUUCACACCGGCGGUAGCGACACCAAGGUGGUUUUCACCAGGUCCGACCGAGAGUACAGUAUAUUUUAUGAUGUGCACAUCUUCUAUUACCUGUGGUACGGCUCUCCGAGCAUGGAUAACAAGUAUAUCCACUGGGAUCACGUGCUGGUCCCGCACUGGGACCCAAAGAUCGCAGCCAGUCAUGCCCAAGGGAGGCACUCUCCUCCAGAGGACAUUGCCUCGAGUUUCUACCCGGAACUGGGACCCUACAGCUCCAGGGACCCGAAGGUGCUGGAGAUGCACAUGGCCCAGAUAGAAGAAGCUGCAACAGGGGUGCUGGUGUUGUCAUGGUAUCCUCCUGGGGUGGCGGAUGAUCAUGGGGAGCCCACUGAGGACCUUGUUCCUUAUGUCAUGGACGCUGCCCAAAGGCACAGCAUCAAGGUAGCUUUUCACAUACAGCCAUACAAGGGACGGACGGAUCAGAGCAUGCAUGAUAACAUCAAAUACAUUAUUGACAAAUAUGGAAAACAUGGAGCCUUCUACAGAUUUAGGACAAGCACAGGGCGAGUUCUACCUCUCUUUUAUGUCUAUGACUCCUAUCUGACGACUCCUGAAUCCUGGGCAGAGCUUCUUACAGCUAGGGGCUCCAGAAGCAUCCGAGGCACACCAUACGACGGGGUUUUUGUCGCCCUUAUUGUUGAGGAGCGCCACAAACAUGACAUCCUAGCUAGCGGCUUUGAUGGCAUGUAUACCUACUUUGCUUCAAAUGGUUUUUCCUUUGGCUCAUCCCACCAGAACUGGAAAGCCAUCAAGUCUUUCUGUGAUGCAAACAAUCUACUGUUCAUUCCCAGUGUUGGUCCAGGGUAUGUAGACACUGCUGUGCGACCGUGGAACAACCAUAACACCAGAAACCGUGUCAAUGGACGUUAUUAUGAGACCUCCCUGCAGGCAGCUCUGACUGUCAGACCCGAAAUUGUCACCAUAACGUCCUUCAACCAAUGGCAUGAAGGCACGCAGAUAGAACGGGCUGUACCCAGGAAAACAGUGACACGUCUGUAUCUAGACUAUCAUCCCAACCAGCCGAACCACUACUUGGAGCUUACACGUCAGUGGGCUGAGAAUUUCAACAAGGAGAAGGACAAAUGGUUGAUGUGAUCAUGGCUUCAGCUGCCGGAUAGUUUGUUCUAAGUGUCACACUAUACAUUAUACUAAUUUACACAGUACUAAAAGCCAGCCCCUUCUGUUGAAAGACAGCGCCUUUGAUUUCAUUGUGUUUCCUCCAACACUGAGCACUCCCAGUGCGACUUUGUUUCAAUUUGUAUUGUGUCCCAGAUGUUUUGACUCACUAAUGUUUUUAUGUACAAAUUGAUUAUGUCAAUCAUCAGAAUAAAUGGCACAGUCAUCAUGAUGAGAAACUGAUCAUUUCCUUUACUAAUAUCAGAAAGUGUGAUUAUGAAGGAUUGUUUUUUGUUUUGCUGUUGUUUAGAAUUUACACAUGAUCAAAACUGUCCAUCUCUGUAUUUUCCUUAUUAACAAUAAAAUGUUCAUCUGUUUACCAUUUAGCAUUGAACGAUCAGUAUUUAUGAUUAAAUAAAAGUGU
Messenger RNA from Menidia menidia (Atlantic silverside), 1812 nucleotides. The record is from the annotation of a GenBank genome assembly. NCBI's taxonomy places the organism in Eukaryota, Metazoa, Chordata, Actinopteri, Atheriniformes, Atherinopsidae.